GCUGCUGCUGAGAGCAGAACAAACCUCUCCUCAUUCAGACUCAGACUGAGAUUACUGUUCAUACACAUCCCUUAUACUUCUUAAUGAAAUCAUUUUAAGAAUUAUAAAAGGGAAGAAAAUAAUAUACAUUUGCUGCCAGGAAAUAAACUAUACUAAAACUUAAAGUUUAGUAAAAGUACAAAUUUUGCUAUUCUGACUAAAGAUGCUCACAGACAUGAUAGAAGGAGAAUUUGAUAUUAAAGAGGAAGAACCAUGGUACGACCAUCAAGAUCUGGAACAUGAUCUUCAAUUGGCUGCUGAAUUGGGUAAAAAUUUGCUGGAGCGGAACAGAGAGUUAGAACAGGGACUCCAACAGAUGUACGCCACGAACCAGGAACAGCUACAGGAAAUAGAAUAUUUGUCCAAACAGGUAGAUUUGCUGCGGUCAGUGAAUGAUCAGCAUGCUAAAGUCUACGAGCAGCUGGACGUUACGGCACGAGACCUGGAGCAGACAAACCAAAGACUGGUUCUGGAGAACCGUGCGGCCCAGCUCAAAAUUGAAGGGCUCACAGAGACUGUGGAAGGGUUGCAGACACAGGUGGAAGAGCUCCAGAGAGACGUUAAAGAGCAGAAGUUGGUUUCUGCUGAACAGACCCGGCCCAGUGCACACUUGGAACCCCCACAACCUUGUUACGAUCAAGGUUUCACAUGCAACAAAAAGCAGUGCCAAUUACACAAGUACUGUUCUUAUAAGCACUCCUUCUAUGCCAGCCGUUCUUCUCUGAAGGAGGAACAGGAGGAGGAGCACCUGGACCUCCUGAGCUCCAUCAGUUCCCUGCAGGCCCAGCUGAGCACAGAGCGCACUCUGAGAGAGGCCGCGGAGCAGGAAGCUGACGCUCUGGCACACGAGCUCAGUGAACUGGAGCCAAAACUGGCACUGCUGGGAGACUACCAGGACCGCCUGGUGGAGAUGGAGACAGAAGUCGAGGAGCUCCGAAUUCUUUUGCGCUCUAGCACCCAAACCCUCCUGCCAGACACAGUGUUCCUCUCAUCAGAGGAAGAAGUGGGCGUGGUCAAACAUAGGGUAUGUGGUCUAAAGCGCUGUUGCAGUGAGAGGCAGUUGCGUAGCUUCGUCUGCGACGAGAGAGGGGCAACAGACAGUGUCAGCGAGAAUGGCCGGGGCUGUUUUCAACACAUCGAGGAGGUGAAGCAUCACAACAUCUCGCUUCUAAAUGAGGUGGAUGCCCAAUACACCGCCCUGCAGGAGAAAUACAACACGCUACUGCGACAUUGUGAGAGCGGGAUGUUGCCACAGAACCAUAAAGCUGUGCAGACACCAGCCAAUAGUUCUGUCCAAACCCACACACACUCCCAGAGUGCAAGCACACAGGACGAUGCCCAGCUGCCUGAGUAUAAAGCCCUGUUCCAGGAGAUUUUCACCUUUAUUCAAAAGAGCAAAAAGGACCUGAAGGAAAAUAGGAUGAAGCCCAGUCAGGUUGAAUAAGGCACAACUCUCUGCGUCUACAGAGAUUUUCCAGGCAUGUGCUAUAGUUGAACCUGCCUUCACUGCCAAAGGGUGUUUAGUCUGUCUGACUGGAAUAAUUCAUUAGUAAGCUGGCUAGCUGAACUCGUAGAGACCUUAAAGGUGACAGAACACGAUAACACACCUGAAAAAUCAAAUCUGCUUUUAUCUGCACUCAGUGAAAUGUACAUGUAUACAGUAUAUCCCAUGAUGACUAUUUAGAAAGCCCUUUUAUAAAUGCAAGUUGUAAAUGCUUUUAAUGUAGCAAACAAAAAGCGACUUCUGGAAACUUAAAAGUAAGUAAUGUAAGUGAUUAUUUGUGUAUUUUUACAAUGGGUGAAUGAACUGGUAGAGCAUGGCACCAACAACGUCGAGGUCAUGGGUUUGCUUCCCAAGGAAUGCACAAACAGAUAAAACAUAUAACUUGAAUAUGUUGUAAGUUGUUGUUGAUAAAAGCAUCUGACAAAUGUAUAAUUGUAAACUGAAUCUCACAAAAACAUGUCCAGGUCAUAUUUUACCCCGAACCCCCAAAAAUGAAAAGAACGUUUGCAUUAAGAAAAGGAAGUAUACUUUUUGUACCAUUAAGAUUUCUUGCCUUUUCCUUCCAGUAAUGAAUAUAAAUAAUUUAUUUUAUUUUAUUAAUGUUUGUAAUUCUCAUUCAUCCUUAUGUGGUGCAGUAAAGACAAUGGAGGGCCUAAUUGUCAUGAAAAUACUGUAAUAUCACAAUUCAAAUCUUAAAUCUUAAAGGCACAAAAAUAGAUGUGAUUUUCUUUAUUGCAAAUAUAAUUUCUUAUUUUUGUCUUUUGAUUUUGGGGUGAAAUGUGAUGUAAUCCGUCCAUGAUCUUGACAUUUACAUUUUUGUCAUAACUGAUCUGUAUGGAAGCCACACCUAUCUUUAAGAUUUACGCAUUUCAGUUUCCUAAAAAAAUCCAUCAAAUCGAAUUGUGUAAUUUUUUUUAAAAAUUAAGUUAAUAAAACUUAAAAUAUUUAGUUUUUUUAAUUGUAUUUUGUUAAAGCUUAAUUCAGUUUGUUGGAAUUUUGUUCUGAAAUUAAAACUCAUAUGUCUUAAAAUAAUAAUAAUAAUUAUUAUUAUUUAAAUGCAGAUCCUGACAUGGAUGAGGGAAAUUUCUCACAGUUGCAAGAUAGUGAGACGUAAAGUCAGAAUUGUUUUCAUCUGUGGCAGGAUCCAAGGCUCCAUAAAUCUGUGCACUGUUGGAUCUACUAAGAGAAAAGAUUUAUUAGGGAGAUGAAACUAAAGUGCUUCAUAGCUUACUGUUUGUUCUGGAUGUUAAUACUGUUGCUUUACGUCAGAGCUGUUCAUUCAGACAGUACUUCUAUAACAGAGUUUAUCAAACUGCAGUAUAUGUGUCUUAACAGCUUGAGUAUCAUGAGAUUGCACCACUUCAUGACCUUUCAGCUUGUAGUGGAAAUUAUAGACAGAUUACUUUUUUCUGCAUAAAUUCCAGUUGUAUAGCAAGAAAUACACAAAUCUGGGCAAAUACUUUUCAGCAAGUAAAGAAUAAAUCAUUGUAGAGUUUUUACCUCUUUUUUGGUCAUCUGUUCAUAACACAACAUGGACUUUUAACCCAGAGGGACACUUUGGAUUGAGGACAACAGAGAACAGUUGUCUUCACUCCCAGUUGAAAGGCUGCUUCUAAUCAAAGCCCUUGAUAAGAUUUCAGUGACAUGGCAUGGCAUUAGCUAAUGUCUUUAUCAGGUUGACAGAAAACAGAACACGGAAUACAAAGACAACACAUGGUACAUCUCUCCCGUACCCUCAUCAAAACUAUUAAUGUAACAUUGCAUAUCAGGGCAAAAUAUGCGUGAGAUUGCAUUUUGUUUUCAUCUUUAAACAUGUGAAUUAGAUACUGCAUUACAGUCCAAAAUAAUGUGAUAAUUUCACAUUCAACCCAUUUUUCUUCAGUUAACUGAACGUUAUCAAUUUAUUAAUCAAUAUGAGUGUUGGAUUUGGAUUAGCCUUUCAAAUUUAGAUCAAUUUAGCAUUUUAACAAAAAAUUGGAGACAAGAUUUCAACUGCAGUGUUUAUUUAGAAUGAUAUACAAAUAAAUAAAUAAAAAAAAUGUUUAAGUUGCUGAAAACCUCUUCUAUUUGAAUAUGAGACCACAGAAUUGGCAAUGUUUACAGUGAGUCUUUGAGUAUGUGGAAUGUUUUAAAAAACUGACAUGACAGAUGAUGUUUAAUAUUGAGGAGGUGUACAAGAGUUUGAGAACACAGACAUAUAGCUGUAUGGGAAGGUCAGACAGAACUGUCAGAUUUAAACUACAAUGAUACAAUAAAUCCCCUGAAUGAUUAAGAGGCACUUUCUACUAAAAAAAAAAAAAAAAAAAAAAAAAAAAAAAAAAUAACAAAA
Molecule: messenger RNA, 3872 nt
Organism: Myxocyprinus asiaticus (Chinese sucker)
Lineage: Eukaryota; Metazoa; Chordata; Actinopteri; Cypriniformes; Catostomidae
Product: cerebellar degeneration-related protein 2-like
Exons: 5
Coding region: 203-1483 (426 amino acids)
Source: RefSeq, a predicted model, not a curated record